UUCUCUCUCUUCUCUCUCUUCUCUCCCAUAAUUCCAACCAGCGAAAACAGCCACAAGAGUAAGGUUCCAAUGGAAAACACAUGGAAAUUUCUUUUCUCCAAAGUACAAAAAUAAAUAAAAAUAAUAAAAUAAAUUAAAACGUCUAUCUUCGUCUCUGCUAUUCACCUUGCUUCCUACAAUAGCUAGAGAUUCAGCAUCCUUCUAUUAUAUUAUCUCUCUCUCUCUCUUGUAAACAGAGUGAACUACUGGCCAAAAAGUACUGAUAUUUUGUCUUCCAGAGGACAGUGGAUUGCAUGGUGCGAGCGACAUUAUUUUUUUCCAAUUCUGCUGUUGCCUCUGUAGUCCUUUGAAGAUUUGAAUCUCUAUUGUUCGUAAAUAACGAGUCUUUAUCGGAAUUUGGGGAAUUGAAGAUCUGGGUUUUGUAUUGAUUAGAGAUGGGUAGCUCUGGUGAGAAGGUUGUGGCUGUGAUUAUGGUCGGUGGACCAACUAAAGGGACUCGAUUCCGGCCAUUGUCAUUGAAUGUCGCCAAGCCUCUUUUUCCUUUAGCAGGACAACCAAUGGUUCACCAUCCAAUUUCUGCUUGCAAAAGGAUUCCAAACCUAGCACAUAUCUAUCUUGUCGGUUUUUAUGAGGAACGAGAAUUUGCAUUGUAUGUUUCAUCAAUCUCAAAUGAGCUUAAAGUCCCUGUGAGAUAUUUGAGGGAAGACAAGCCACAUGGUUCAGCUGGUGGGCUUUAUAACUUCAGAGAUCUAAUCAUGGAAGACAGUCCGUCUCAUAUCUUCUUGUUGAAUUGUGAUGUUUGCUGCAGUUUUCCUCUCAGAGAAAUGCUUGAGGCUCAUAGAAGAUAUGGUGGGAUGGGAACAAUUCUAGUAAUCAAGGUUUCUGCUGAGUCAGCCAGCCAGUUUGGUGAAUUGGUAGCUGAUCCUGACACCAAAGAAUUGUUGCAUUACACAGAGAAACCAGAAACAUUUGUAAGUGACCUGAUAAAUUGCGGUGUAUAUGUGUUUACACCAGAUAUUUUUACAGCCAUCCAGGGUGUUUCUUCUCAACGGAAAGAUAGAGCUAAUCUUAGACGUCUUUCCAGCUUUGAAGCACUUCAAUCAGCCACAAGUUCAACUUCUUGGUCUCAUACAAAUUUCUUCAACAGAAGCAUUCCCACAGAUUUUGUGAGACUGGAUCAAGAUAUCCUGUCACCGCUUGCAGGCAAAAAGAAGCUCUAUACAUAUGAAACCAUGGAUUUCUGGGAGCAAAUUAAAACUCCUGGAAUGUCUCUAAAAUGUUCUGCUUUGUAUCUUGCUCAAUUCCGAUACAACUCCCCACAUCUUUUGGCUAGUGGAGAUGGCUCAAAGAGUGCUACCAUAAUUGGCGAUGUUUUUAUUCACCCAUCAGCAAAAGUACAUCCAACUGCAAAGAUUGGUCCAAAUGUCUCAAUAUCUGCUAAUGCCCGAAUAGGACCAGGUGCAAGGCUCAUCAGUUGUAUCAUCCUCGAUGAUGUUGAAGUCAUGGAAAAUGCAGUUGUUAUUCAUGCAAUUGUUGGGUGGAAAUCUUCCAUUGGGAGAUGGUCCAGGGUCCAGGCUGCAGGAGAUUUCAAUGCCAAACUUGGGGUUACAAUUCUUGGCGAAGCUGUUAGUGUUGAAGAUGAAGUUGUGGUGGUCAAUAGCAUUGUUCUUCCAAACAAGACACUCAAUGUGAGUGUUCAGGAGGAAAUAAUCUUGUAAUGGACCUGGAUAUAGAUAUCCCACAUCCAUUUUCGGUGUCUCUGUCUCUCUCCCCCUUACACUUGAUGUGCAGUAGCAUAAUCUUUAUGUAUUUACUUUCUUGAUGUAGAAAGCCAACACUUUUGGACUUGUUGCCAACCUGUAAAUUGACAUUCGCAAAUUGUAAUAAGGAUAUUUGAUUAUUUGCUGUUUUCAACAGUGGGAAUUGAGCUAUGAACUGUUAAGACA
Manihot esculenta (cassava) is the source of this 1946-nucleotide messenger RNA. RefSeq names its product mannose-1-phosphate guanyltransferase alpha. Gene Ontology annotation, biological process: biosynthetic process. The record is from RefSeq and is a predicted model, not a curated record. The transcript is spliced from 15 exons. Gene Ontology annotation, cellular component: cytoplasm. NCBI's taxonomy places the organism in Eukaryota, Viridiplantae, Streptophyta, Magnoliopsida, Malpighiales, Euphorbiaceae. Bases 435 to 1718 code for a protein of 427 amino acids.